GCGCCGUGAGGGCGGCGGAAGCUCCCGGCAGCCCGCGGUGCCCGUGAUGGCGGCGGAGGUGGCUGCUGAGGGCACGCUCGGGCCAGCAUGGCUUUGGUCAGCCUGAAGAGUAUCCGUGUUUGUUCAGCCGGCACGCCGGCCAGCAGGCAGGUUUUGCUGGCCCUCAGCAGAAGUUUGAGCUCCGUCAGUGGGCAGCGCAAGCCCCCAAACCCCAGCGCCGUUGCCAUGAGGGAACUGUGCUCCAGGGAUAAGACCAGGUAUAUGUUUUGUCGACGAAACCACGUACAGCUGCGGGUACAGGCUCUUUCUGUUAAUGACACCGUGCAGCUUUGUGGGGACACCAGGAGCGGUCCUAAAGCUGACGGCGGAUGGAUGGAUGAACAAGUAUUUUUCAGGAAGUUGAACAGCCUCAGUACCUCCAAAGAGAUUUUUAAAUUUCUCAGCUCUCUGGAAGUCAUGUCUGAUAUUAUGGCAUCGGGGGCCCUGCAGAGGAUUUCUGAAGUUGAGGUGGAUGCCGACGGCCUGAAAAACCCUGAAGAAGUGCUAGAGAACGAAGUCUUCAAGGCAUUAUGCUUUCAGUUUGAAUUUGAAGCCUCAAAGCUGUCAAACGCCGGGCUGCUGAACGCGUUGCAGGCUUUGAUAAAGCUGCGCAUAGAUCCGGAGAGCACGCUGAUGGCAAGCUUGCUCUCAGAGAGCGAAGAACGGCUUGCCACCAGACAGCUGGCUGUUGAACAGCAGUGCUCUCUCGCAGGGAGUUUGCUUGAGUUGGAAGGCCCCAGCUGUGCAACGCUGGGACAAAUCGUGAACCACAUACAGGAAGAAGACACUGAGAACUGGACUCCUAGGGAAAUGACGAUGGUUUAUAAAAUGCUGCAGGCGACUGUCAGGGAAGGGGAACAAUACCACGACUUGCUAAACAGAAUGAACAGCGCCACUUUAGCCAUAGCUGACCAGCUAAGCCCAAAUUUCACGAGCAUAAUACUGAAUUCCCUGGUGGUUCUCCAACAGACUCGAGCAGUUUCCUUAGUCAUAGCACUCUGUAAGCAUUCUGUGAAGCAUGUUCCUUAUUUCACAGAUGAUGAGUUGGUAAAUGUACUGGAUGCCUUCCUGUGCUUUGGACAUCGUGAACAAAGUUUUACAGAUGCACUGGAAACACACGUUCCCAAGUCCAUCUCUACCAUGCAUCCUGAAACAGUCAGCAAAGUGAUGCAGUAUUGCUGCCAAAAGACAAUCCUUUCUAAGCCUAUUUUUGAUGCAGUGGCAGAAUGUUUCAUUUCUGUUGCUGACAGAUUUACCACCAGCCAGAUUGCUGAGUGUAUUGUCCCAUUUGGGACUCUUAACUAUCUUCCUCCAAGCGCUUCUUCCUUGUUUAGGAAGCUUGAAACUGUACUACAUACUCGUUUUAGUCAGUUUCAGCCUCACACCUUGCUGAACCUGCUGCACUCGUGUGUCCUUAUUCAGCGUUACCCAGUAAAUUUUCUGCCAAAAAUAUUUAGUCCCUAUUUUCUGCAACAUCUUCAAGCUCAGCCACCUGGUUUGGACAGAUUUGUUGCCUCCCAGUUAACCCGGCUUUUUCUAACCGUUACCCUGGAGUGCCCGUUUUAUGAGGGUCCCAAACUCCUUCCAAAGUAUCAAGUAAAGGCCUUUCUCACUCCUCACUGUUCUCUGGAUUUUCACCUCCUCAAAAGGGUGAAGGCUGGACUACUUUAUUUACUGAAAAAAAGAAUAUAUUUUGCAUCAGAGGUAUCAACACCGUAUUUCUAUAUAGUUGAUAUUGAGAUUAAACUAGAUGAAGAAGGCUUUGUUUUGCCUGCUGUUCAAUGUGAGGAGGUACACAGACGAAUUGCCCUCUGUGUCGAUGGUCAAAAUAGGUUCUGCAUUAACAGCCACAAUCUGCUGGGAGAGGAAGCUAUCAAACAGAGGCAUCUUCAGUUACUUGGUUAUAAAGUUGUGCAGGUUCCAUUUUUUGAGAUAGAAAGUCUAAACACUAGCAGAAAAAUGGCAGAAUAUCUACACAAAAAAAUCUUUCCUCGCACAUAUGGACUUGGCUGCUGACACUUGGGAAUAAUACUUCUUCACAACUUGACCUCCUGUACCAUGAAGUGCACAUAUUGUGCGUGGAAGAGCAAUUCUGUUUUCUAAGUAACUCCACGUACGAUGAUUUCAGCUUCUGAAUGUGUGACCUUCCAAUAUUUGGAAGAAUUGACAUGUAAAGAGUAAUAAAGAGCAACAUAUUUUCUUAAGUUUUGUGUAAAUAUUUGUUACAGGACAGAUGAAAGUCUCAAACAGUCAGUGCUGCAUUUCCCUUUUAUUUUCACUGGUUCAAACUCACAACUUUAUAUAGACUGGUGUGGCUAUUUAAGGAUACUAACUGUCGCUGUAUGUACAAAAUGUGCCAUGUUACCUACCACUAUUUUUUUUUUGACAGUAUAAAAGGAAAUUAUGCAAAUUACUCAUAGGUGGUCGUAUGAGUUCCCAAGCGUUUCAUAAAACUAGAUUUUAUAGUGGCUGCACAAGCACUAUUGGCUUAUAGCACAUAGUUAAGAGCUGUAGAGUGCUGUUCACUGAAUAGUCAUGCCUUACAGAAAAUAAGAAUUUCUAUGAAAGGUGUUCCUUUGUCACUACCUGAGCAUUAAAGUGAGAAGUCAGUCACUCAGAACUGAAUGAGGAACAAGUAGGAGGAGGAACAACACAUGAAAAGCUUUCAGAAGUGAGGAGGGAUGAGAAGGGAUUGAAAGAGAAGGGGGUGACAUAAGCAAGGAAAUCAAUAAACUGACACUGUAUCCUGAUGACUCACUCCUUUGUCUAGGGUGGAAGUGAGCCGCUGAUGCGUAUUCCUCACAUUGGCCAGAAGGUGGUGGUGUUCUCAAACAUUUAUUUUCCCGUAGUUUUUUCGACACAGAUGGUUUGUAAAUAUAGAAAAACUACUUAAAAGAAGUAAUUUGUACUGACUGUACUAAACUAAAAAUAACCUUUAC
This is a messenger RNA of Cygnus atratus (black swan), 2978 nucleotides long. RefSeq names its product FAST kinase domains 3 (gene FASTKD3). The transcript is spliced from 7 exons. NCBI's taxonomy places the organism in Eukaryota, Metazoa, Chordata, Aves, Anseriformes, Anatidae. Gene Ontology annotation, cellular component: ribonucleoprotein granule; mitochondrial matrix. Gene Ontology annotation, molecular function: RNA binding. Bases 88 to 2055 code for a protein of 655 amino acids. The record is from RefSeq and is a predicted model, not a curated record. Gene Ontology annotation, biological process: mitochondrial RNA processing; regulation of mitochondrial mRNA stability.